Messenger RNA from Coffea arabica (coffee), 5525 nucleotides. RefSeq names its product protein QUIRKY. Lineage: Eukaryota; Viridiplantae; Streptophyta; Magnoliopsida; Gentianales; Rubiaceae. The record is from RefSeq and is a predicted model, not a curated record.
AAAAAACAUUUUCUAUAAGAAACAUAGACAAGAAACAAAGGAUCAUGUCUCUAUCUAUCAAUGAUAUUGAACAGUUACAGGAGGCACAAGCAUUCAGGAAGUAUUAUUAUUAUACCAGCCAAACCUUCAUUGGUUGCAGCAUUUGGGACUUAGAUUAGAGACACCUAAACAUCAAUGUAUACCCUUUCCAUCCACUCAAGAUAUUAAUCAGACAGCAAAGUCAGCCAAGAGUAUUAGGAGCCAUAGCAUAGGAAGAAACAUUUUCUUUCGGGACAGAUGUACCUCUUUUCGUCCUACUGCAACCAAUUAAUCUACAGGGUGCAAAACCUUGACUAGAUUGGGAAAGCGCAUCCAAGUGCCCUCAAAGACAACGAAGUUCAGGACUUUUGGUCCAUUUACACUGCAAAAUUCCGAAGAAAUGAUUAACUGUUUUAGCCUUCCACCUCCUGUAUGACACCAUAAGUCAGCAGGUUUUUGGGAAAUCCCGAUUAUACCUGGGCCAAACACAAUCUAAUCUUGACAGCUAUUAUGUUGACAAAGAGUACUAGUACAGAACAAAGACUUUCAAGGGCCCUACUGAAGCAAUAAAGGAGAUGCUUUUAUCCUCAACUUUUCUCAAAAUGUGUUUGGAGCUUUUGACAAAAAGGAAGACAGAAGCUGUUGGCAGAGUAGAAUAGAGGGGGUGCUAGAAUCAGGCGCCUUACAGAAGCAUCUUGUUGCUCUACACAAAAUCUCAUUUAUAUUACAAGAAGUCCGUUUCAAGUCUAGCUUUACACAUUACCACUAUGACAUGAGCUAUCUACAAGGCCAUAUCAGAGAUACAGUAAGAAAUAAGCUACCAGAUGGAGAAUAUAUUCCUCUGCUCUGGCCGCAGGAUAAUGAUCAGAAUUCUUGAACUGCAGAGAAAAAUGAUCAGAAUUAGCAACCUAAUACGAAUUAGGAACUUCAUCUGCCUUCGAAUCUUUCUAUUCAAACUUCGGCUCCUUUUUAUUUUUUUCCCACUGUUUUGUAGAAUAUAAAUUUUCAUCUCAAUUACUUCUUUAAAAAAAUAAGAAACUACAUACAUUCUUCAAAUCCAGCUCCAGGAUCUUCAAUACAAAUCAGUUUCCAUGUUAAAAAUUAGGCCCUCUUCAAAACUUUGUCAUCAGAAUAUUUUUAGUUAGGAGCUUUUUUCAGGUGUCAAGAAAAGUGGACAUAGGAUAUCAUAUACCCAUAAGAUAAUCCAAGCCCCUAACCGGUAGGUUCUGUGCAACAGAUCUAAAUAGUAAUGAUACUUUUAAAUGUUGGAUUUUGUGACUGUUGGAGAAUAACUUCAGACAAAAUCCAACUCUGCCUUCCUACAAACAUUCACAGCACAAAAAUAGCAGUCUUGCAAACUGCAAUGCCAUCCCUCCUCUUUCCUAAUCACUAGUUUCAUGAAAUCACAUUUAUCGUAGUUUAUUUAUACACCAAAUUAUUCAUCUACAACUCAUAUAAGAAAAAGGAAAACCAGUAAAUGAAAAGUUGCCACCAUAGAGAAGUCCACUUAUUUUAGAACCCAAAAAGUAGUGUGUUAGCCAAAAAGUAUAGAAACCUUCAGCAGAGAGCAUGGAAUCAGUCUCUCUCAUACACACAUACCCACACAGAUCAUCAAAAGAAAGCAUUAGCAUUCAGCAACCAGACCCCAAAAACAUCCCCAUCCCACCACUGUCACAGUUCCCCACCCCCUAAAAACAUUCCCCAAUGCCAUAACAGAAAGCACCCCCCAUUAAAAAAAAAAAAACCCAGAAAUUAGUGGAAAAACUCACGUAGAAAGCAAAACAAAAACCAUGCACAGUGACACUCACCACUGAAUGCAAAAACCCUCAGUCCAAAAACUAAACACCUCCAACAUCUCCUCCACUUCCACCACCACCACCUAGCACAAGGAUGACACCAUGACAAACUCCACGGCCCAACCGGACCAGCACCAGCCUCCGCAACCAGAACAGCCACCAAGACCCCCACAAGUUAUCCGGAAACUUAUCGUGGAAGUUGUGGAGGCCCGCGACCUCCUCCCGAAAGAUGGCCAGGGCAGUUCAAGCCCAUAUGUCGUCGUGGAUUUUGACGGCCAAAAGAAAAGAACUUCCACUGUCCAGAAGAACCUCAACCCUUCUUGGAACGAGACCCUCGAGUUCGUCGUCUCUGAUCCUUCCACCAUGGAAUACGAAGAGCUCGAGAUUGAGGUUUACAACGACAAGAAGCUCAGCAGCGGGAAUGCAAGAAAAAACCAUUUCCUCGGCCGAGUUAAAAUUUACGGCAGUCAGUUUUCUAAGAGAGGUGAAGAAGGGAUAAUUCAUUUUGCACUUGAGAAAAAAAGUGUGUUCAGUUGGAUUAGAGGUGAGUUGGGGCUGAAGAUUUAUUACUAUGAUGAGCUAGAGGCCCCGCCUGAGCCACCACCUCAGGAGGAACCCCCACCGCCGGCCCCGGCGCAGACGGCGGAGGAAGACAAGAAACCGCCGGGUGUCGCUGUGAUCGAGGAAUUGCCCCCGAUGAGGAUUUUGGAGGUUCCGCUACCGACGGAGAUUGCUAUGGAGGUGAAAGAUCAGUCCCCGCCGGUUGUUACGAUUGAGGAGUCUCCUCCACAGCCACCGCCGGCCAAUGCGGCUCCGCCGGAGCAUGUUAGGUAUGUGGAGGUGCACGUUCCGCCGGUGAUGGAGUGCCCGCCGGAGGUGAGGAGGAUGCAGGCCGCGGCAGUCGGGAGAUGUAGCGAGAGAGUUAAGGUCGUGAGGCGACCAGCGAACGGAGAUUACUCGCCGAGAGUCAUUCCCGGGACCGGCGAUGCAUCGGAAAGGAUUCCAGCAUACGAUCUUGUGGAGCCGAUGCAGUAUUUGUUCAUUCGGAUCGUGAAGGCCCGCAAUCUGGCUCCGACUGAGAGCCCGUAUUUAAAUAUCCAGACCUCCAGUCACUCCGUCAAGUCUAGACCCGGGUCAACCCGACCCGGAGAGCCUCCAUCCAACCCGGAAUGGAACCAAGUGUUUGCUCUAUGCCACAAUAGAGCGGAGCAUUCCCGUUCAACCCUCCAAAUCUCGGUCUGGGAAUCCUCGUCGGAAAGGUUCCUCGGUGGCGUUUGCUUCGACCUUUCCGACGUGCCUGUGCGUGACCCACCGGAUAGCCCGCUCGCUCCCCAGUGGUACCACCUUGAUGGCAGCGGCCCCGGCGGAGGAGGUGAUGGCCGGGACAGUGUCCCCGGCGACAUUCAGCUAUCGGUUUGGAUAGGAACUCAGGCCGACGAUGCUUUCCCGGAAGCUUGGAGCUCCGACGCCCCUCCAAACCACGUGGCUCAUACGCGCUCAAAAGUAUACCAAUCUCCUAAGCUAUGGUACUUGAGAAUUACAGUGAUUCAAGCUCAAGACCUCCACAUUACUCCGAAUUUGCCCCCGCUAACCGUCCCGGAAAUUCGGAUCAAAGCACAACUCGGGCUUCAGUCGGUUCGGACGCGGAGAGGGUCCAUGAGCCACCAUGCUCCCGCGUUUCACUGGAACGAGGACUUGAUCUUUGUAGCCGGAGAGCCACUGGAAGACAACCUGAUAAUAUUGGUAGAAGACCGGACGGGUAGAGAUCCGGAAAUUCUCGGGUACGUGAGGAUUCCUCUAGUCUCGGUUGAGCAGCGGUUCGAUGAGCGGCACGUGGCGGCGAAGUGGUUGGCGUUAGAGGGCGGACCAAAUGGAGCCUACCGUGGGAGGGUACAAUUGAGAAUGUGCUUGGAGGGAGGGUAUCACGUGCUAGAUGAGGCGGCGCACGUGUGCAGCGACUUCAGGCCUACGGCGAAGCAGCUGUGGAAGCCGGCCAUUGGGAUUCUGGAGCUCGGGAUUUUGGGCGCUCGCGGAUUGCUGCCGAUGAAAUCCAAGGGCGGAGGGAAGGGGUCCACAGAUGCUUAUUGUGUUGCCAAGUAUGGGAAGAAAUGGGUCCGAACCCGGACCGUUACGGACAAUUUUGAUCCACGGUGGAAUGAACAGUACACCUGGCAGGUGUAUGAUCCGUGCACCGUUCUAACCAUCGGAGUAUUUGACAACUGGCGGAUGUUUGCUGACGCCGGAGAGGAGAAGCCGGAUUAUCAUAUUGGGAAAGUUCGGAUUCGGAUAUCCACGUUGGAGGGUAAUAAGGUGUACACAAAUUCGUACCCGUUAAUGGUUUUGUUAAGAACCGGGUUAAAGAAAAUGGGUGAAAUCGAGGUGGCGGUUCGAUUUGCCUGUCCGUCAAUGUUUCCGGAUACUUGCGCGGCGUAUGGGCAACCUUUGCUGCCGAGAAUGCACUAUCUCAGGCCACUGGCGAUAGCUCAGCAGGAGGCAUUACGAGCGGCGGCCACUAAAUUGGUGGCGGAUUGGUUGGGGCGAUCGGAGCCGCCGCUCGGGCCAGAGGUGGUUCGGUAUAUGUUGGAUGCGGACUCGCAUACAUGGAGCAUAAGGAAAAGUAAGGCUAAUUGGUUUCGGAUAGUGGCCGUACUGGCUUGGGCGGUUGGGCUGGCUAAAUGGUUGGAUGAUAUCAAAAGAUGGAAAAACCCGGUUACGACGAUUCUAGUCCACAUAUUGUACUUAGUGCUAGUGUGGUACCCGGAUUUAAUCGUGCCGACCGGGUUCUUAUACGUGUUUCUUAUCGGUGUAUGGUAUUAUCGGUUUAGGCCGAAAAUACCGGCGGGCAUGGAUAUCCGGCUUUCCCAGGCCGAGUCGGUCGACCCGGAUGAGUUGGACGAGGAAUUUGAUACGAUUCCGAGUUCAAGACCGGCCGAAAUUAUUAGAAUGAGGUAUGACCGGUUGAGGCUGCUGGCAGCAAGGGUCCAAACAGUUUUGGGAGAUUUUGCAACUCAGGGUGAAAGGGUCCAAGCAUUGGUGAGUUGGAGGGACCCCAGGGCCACCAAAAUUUUCAUAGGAGUGUGCCUUACAAUUGCAGCGGUGCUCUACAUGGUGCCACCAAAAAUGGUGGCAGUGGCCCUUGGAUUCUAUUUUCUGCGGCAUCCCAUGUUCAGGGACCCAAUGCCACCAGUCAGCUUGAAUUUCUUUAGGAGGCUUCCCAGUUUAUCUGACAGGUUGCUGUAGUUUUGUAGUAGAUUUUUUUUUAAAAAAAAAAAAAAGAAAAAAAAACUAUUUAGAAGAUUAAUAGAGAGAGUGGUCAAUUUUUGGCGCCAGGAAUUGUGGGACUGAUGGAAGAUCAUUUGAUGAUUGGUGAGUGUGAAACUGUGUCUGUUUGGGCAUGGGAUCUGUUGAAAAGUUGAUUGAUUAAUAACAACAUGGGAAGAAGUGAAAAGUGAGGGAGGCAAGUGGGAUUUGGAGCUUUUUGUUGUUUGAAUUCAUUGACUAACUGUUGAAUUGAAAUAAGGAAAAAGGGUAGGGGAAGUAAUAGCCAUAAAGGGUUUGGGGGGGAGUUUAGAAAAGAGGGGGCAGAGAUUUGAAAUGAAGGUUACUAGGGCUGUGAUGAUGUCCUGAAAAGCACUAACAUAUUGUUGUUGGUUUUGCAUUUUAACAUCAUCAAAUGUAAAACCAUUCUAGUACUAGAACUUUUGCUGCAAA